UCGACGGAAUCAACAGCCGCCAUCUUGUCGCGGCUCGAAAUCUAGAGCACUAUUUUUUAUUUUUGGACACAGAGCAUCCAAAUCGAAGUGUACCGACUUAACAGCCGAAUAUGACACCUUUAAAUCGUCGCGAAGGAAUUUUUGGCGAAAAAUCCUGGAAUUAAUCGGUGUUCGUCGGCCACAAAACCCUCGUAUAUCUGAUUUCCCCUUCAGAGCGGCGCUUGCGUCCGUAUCUGCGCUCCGACCUGUGAUUGUUUACCGGACGCUUUGGGACGACAGACGGUGCCGAGGGGACGAUUUUGCAGAAAUAUCACAUUUUUAUGCAUUCGUGCAUUUUGACGCGGAUUCUAAGGAUUUUUUUGCACGGAAAAAAACUGACGUCAGAAAAUGGAUCGCGUGCCGAUGCAGAUUUAAAGACGCUCGCGCGCGCGAGGAUUCCCGUGGAUAUUUUAAUUGGGAUUUUAUGUUGAAUUCCAGGAAAGGAGGCGUUUUCUCUCGGUAAUCUAACGACGAUAAUGUGGGUGUUGGGUGUUGGAUUAUCAUGGGGUGAAUUGUGGUGGCGACGCGCGGCGCUGUUGCUGCUUUUUUGAACAAGAACCUCCGCCGAGGCGCGGCACACUCCCCGCGUCUUAGAAAAGUAAGGUAACAUCUGUUUGUUUGUUUUUUCCAAACGAAAGGAUCCCUCACUUUGAUUUUUCCCUACAAUAUCCGGCCAGAAGCAAAUCUUACAGUCGCAAUGGCUGAAAAUCUGCUCGAAGUUGGUCCUCCGAACGCGAAGCGAGCGAAGCUGACAGCACCUGCUCCUGACGCGCCAGAGUUGGGCUCACUUUCCUGGGAUGACCUGGAGAAUGAUCUUCCAGAUGAGCUGAUUCCUAACGGAGGAGACCUGGGGUUGAUGUCCAUGCCCUCUAACGGAGGUGCUACAGGUGCAGGCGGUCAUGGUCCCAUGGUACCCGACGCUGCUGCCAAGCACAAGCAGCUCUCGGAGCUCCUACGGCCGGGAAGCAGCGGCAACCUCACUGCUGGGCUGAACUCGGCCAGUCCACAGCCUGGGGGCAUGGCAGCUCAGCUGGGCGGGCUGGGAAAAAGUCCCCUGGGCCAGGGUUCCCCUUCCCACCCCUCACAAACACAGAAACCAGGUGGUGUUCCUGGAACACAGGGCAAUAACGCCGGCCCAGCUGGCAUAGGACUCAGCACAGGAUUUAACCAGACCAUGCUUAACAGCGCCCAGUCACACGGGAUGAUGGGACAGAACGCGGGCACUCAGCAGGGUCAGUUGGUCAAUGGAACUCUUGGGUCUGUAGGCCGCGGCCGGGGUGCAGCGGGGAUGCAGUACCAGGGUGGCGCCAUGCAAAUGGCACCUUCUGUAGGGGCAGGAGCAGUGGGGGCAACAGCACAAGGAGGAGCUGGCAGUGUCCUGGCAGAGACUCUCACACAGGGGGCACAGCAGAUGGGCAUCAACGCUCAACAGGCCGGCAACAUCAACAAGAUGGGCAUGGCAGGUGGCAAUAGUCCGUUUGGUCAGUAUCAGGGUGGAGGGCAACAAAUGGGCAUGACCAGUGUAAACUCUCAACUACAGAAUAAAGGCGCCCUGCCCAACAGCCUGCCCCCCUUCCCCACUGAUCUGAAGGGAGCCACGGCCACCAGCGUGCCAAAGGUGCCCCAGCAGCAGGUACCGGUGGGUAUGGUGGCAGGUCAGGGCGUGUCCGCGAGCCCCACGGCCGACCCGGAGAAGCGCAAGCUAAUCCAGCAGCAGCUGGUUCUACUGCUCCAUGCCCACAAGUGCCAGCGCCGCGAGCAGGCUAACGGCGAGAUGAGAGCCUGCGCGCUGCCACACUGCAGGACUAUGAAGAACGUCCUCAACCACAUGACACACUGUCAGGCUGGCAAAUCCUGCCAAGUGGCUCACUGUGCUUCAUCGAGGCAGAUCAUCUCUCACUGGAAAAACUGCACGAGGCACGACUGUCCCGUCUGCCUCCCGCUGAAGAACGCCAGUGACAAACGCAACCAGCCACCAAUGCUGAGUUCCCCCAGCGCAAGUCUGCAAACCUCCAUCGGAUCUGUUGGGACAGGGCAGCAGACAGCGCCCACUCUAAACAGCUCCACACCCAUCGACCCCAGCUCCAUGCAGCGGGCAUACGCUGCCCUCGGCCUCCCCUACAGCAACCAGACUCCCACACAGGCCCAAUCACCCGCACAGACGCAGGGCCCUGGGCAGCCUACUGCACAGACGCCACAGACCCAGCACCAGCAGCAGAUGAGAUCACUCAAUGCACUUGGGGGUAGUCAGAUGAACCUGAGUGGGGGUGCAAUAGGCGUACCGACAUCAGAACAAGCAAAGCUGCUCCCGGACGGCACCAUGCCAUCCACCCUUAACGCUAACAAUCAGCUGAUGUCGGACGGUCCUGCGAUAGGCAGCAUGGCUAAUAUGCCCACAGCGGCCCCUCUGUCAGCAAGCGGUGUGCGAAAGGCCUGGCACGAGCACGUCACUCAGGACCUCCGGAACCACCUUGUACACAAAUUGGUGCAGGCCAUCUUCCCCACACCAGACCCAGCUGCCCUGAAGGACCGCCGUAUGGAGAAUCUGGUGGCAUAUGCCCGGAAGGUGGAGGGGGAUAUGUACGAGUCUGCCAACAGCAGGGAUGAGUACUAUCACUUUCUGGCGGAGAAGAUCUAUAAGAUCCAGAAAGAGCUGGAGGAGAAGAGAAGGUCUCGAUUACAGAAGCAGAAUAUUAACCAGACAGCCAUGACACAACAGCCAACAGCCCUCAACCAGCCCAAUGUCAUGAGACCUCAGCCACAGAAUGGACCCGUGCCUAUACCCAAUGUGCCAAAUCAGAUCAUCAAUCGCAUGCAGGUGUCACAAGGGAUGAAUCCAUUCAGUGCAAUACCCAAUGUGCCGAUGUCUCCGGCUCCCAUGGCAACUCGUGCUGCUUCUCCUAUAAACCAUCCGCAACAGAUCAACAUGAACCAAGUCCCAACGAUGAACAUGUCACCCACACGAAUACCCCAGACGCAAGGCAUGCUAGGAGCCCACGGCAGGAACAUGGUGGCGCAGACAGCCAAUCAGACGCAGUUCAUGUCUCAGGCACAGUUCCCCGCCAACACCAGCGCCAUGAACGUCAACAUGGGCCAGCCCAACGCACAAGCGGCUGUUUCACAGCAGCAGCAGAACGCUAACCUCCCCCUGAAUGCACUUGGCCCCUUGGGCCCCCAGCUAGGAUGUCCCACACCACCUCAGGUUCCACUCCAUGCCACACCGCCCCCCAACGCCACCGCCAGCACCACUAACCUGCCAGCAGCACUGCAGCUGAGUCAGGCCUCCACACCCACCCCUGCCCCUGCUCAGGGCACCCCGCCUCACACGCAGUCCCAGACAGAGCUGCCCCUACCCGCUCAGCAGCACCCUGGAACACCGAGUGGUGAUAACCGAAUACCCACCCCAGCUUCAGCAGCCAGCACAGAGUUGCACUCCCAGCAUGCCAUGCCUGACGUGCCACCCAGCGAGACUAAAACAGAAGAGCAGGAUUAUGACAUGGGUAUCAAAACAGAGCCCAAGAUGGAGACGGAGGAUGAUACUGGCUCCCUAUUGGUCAAAAAAGAGGAACAGGAGGGCUUGGAGGCCAAGCAGGAGCCAAUGGAGAUGGAGGACAAGAAGACAGACACGAAAACUGAGAUCAAAGAGGACGACGAAGGCAGGAUAAAUGGCACAACGUCCUCUUCGCCAUCUCAGUCUCGCAGGAAAAUCUUUAAGCCAGAAGAGUUGAGACAAGCAUUGAUGCCCACUCUGGAGUCUCUGUACAGGCAGGAUCCCGAGUCUCUUCCAUUUCGUCAGCCUGUAGACCCGAUUCUUCUUGGCAUCCCUGACUACUUUGAUAUUGUUAAAAAUCCUAUAGACCUGUCCACUAUCAAAAGAAAGCUGGACACAGGUCAGUACCAGGAGCCCUGGCAGUAUGUAGACGACGUGUGGCUGAUGUUCAAUAACGCCUGGCUGUACAACAGGAAGACGUCACGCGUGUAUAAAUACUGCUCCAAACUAGCUGAAGUGUUCGAGCAGGAGAUCGACCCCGUCAUGCAGGGCCUCGGUUACUGUUGCGGAAGAAAGUAUGAAUUUUCUCCCCAGACGCUUUGCUGUUACGGCAAGCAACUGUGUACAAUACCACGAGAUGGCACUUAUUACAGCUAUCAGAACAGGUAUCAUUUCUGUGAGAAGUGCUUCAAUGAGAUUCAGGGAGACAGCGUGACGCUGGGAGAUGAUCCAGCUCAGCCACAGACCAUGAUCUCUAAAGACCAAUUUGAAAGGAAGAAGAACGACACGUUAGAUCCUGAGCCGUUUGUUGAAUGUAAAGAUUGUGGGCGGAAGAUGCAUCAGAUAUGUGUACUUCAUUAUGAUGUCAUUUGGCCUUCUGGCUUCAUAUGUGAUAACUGUUUGAAAAAGAGUGCAAAGUCGAGAAAAGAGAACAAGUUUUCGGCAAAAAGGUUGCCGACAACGCGGUUAGGCACGUACAUAGAGGAUCGGGUGAACAAGUACUUGAAGAGGCAGAACCAUCCAGAAGCCGGAGAAGUGUUUGUGCGAGUCGUAGCCAGUUCAGACAAAACGGUGGAGGUCAAACCUGGCAUGAAGGCCAGGUUUGUAGACACAGGAGAGAUGUGUGAGAGCUUCAACUACAGAACCAAAGCACUUUUCGCCUUUGAGGAGAUUGAUGGAGUGGACGUGUGUUUCUUCGGCAUGCACGUGCAAGAGUACGGCUCUGAUUGCCCUUUCCCUAACACCAGACGGGUAUACAUAUCGUACCUCGAUAGUAUUCACUUCUUCAGACCUCGCAUGCUGAGAACAGCAGUCUAUCACGAAAUCCUCAUUGGCUAUUUGGAAUACGUCAAGAAGCUUGGAUACGUUACUGCUCACAUCUGGGCGUGUCCACCUAGUGAAGGUGAUGACUAUAUCUUCCAUUGUCACCCUGCUGACCAGAAGAUCCCCAAACCUAAGCGCCUGCAGGAGUGGUACCGCAAAAUGCUGGACAAGGCCUUUGCUGAGCGGAUACUGCAGGACUACAAGGACAUCUUUAAGCAAGCCACAGAGGACCGUUUGACAAGUGCAAAUGAGCUUCCAUAUUUUGAGGGUGAUUUCUGGCCCAAUGUGCUGGAGGAGAGCAUCAAAGAGUUGGAACAAGAGGAAGAAGAAAGGAAGAAAGAGGAGAGCACGGCAGCCAUUGAAGCUCCUGAGGGCACACCUGUGGACAGUAAAAACGCAAAGAAAAAGAAUAACAAGAAAACGAAUAAGAAUAAAAGUAGUGUGAGCCGAGCCAAUAAGAAGAAACCUGGCAUGCCGAAUGUAGCCAAUGACCUUUCUCAGAAACUCUACGCCACCAUGGAGAAACACAAAGAGGUGUUUUUUGUAAUCCAUCUGCAAUCUGGGCCCAUGGUCAACACAUUACCGCCCAUCAUUGAUAACGAUCCCCUCCUGACCUGUGACCUAAUGGACGGAAGGGACGCCUUCCUGACAUUAGCACGGGAUAAGCACUGGGAGUUCAGCUCUCUACGGCGCUGCAAGUGGAGCACCAUGUGCAUGCUUGUGGAAUUGCACAACCAGGGCCAGGACCGCUUCGUCUACACCUGCAAUGAAUGUAAACACCAUGUCGAGACACGCUGGCACUGCACUGUCUGUGAGGACUUUGAUCUGUGCAUUAGUUGCUACAACAGUAAGGGCCAUGAGCACCCGAUGGUUAAGUGGGGUCUGGGUCUGGACGAUGACAGCAACAGCCAAAGUGGCGAAGCCUCCAAGAGUCCUCAGGAGAGUCGGCGUCUAAGCAUCCAGCGUUGCAUCCAGUCUCUGGUGCACGCUUGCCAGUGCCGCAAUGCCAACUGCUCCCUGCCUUCUUGUCAGAAGAUGAAGCGUGUGGUGCAGCACACCAAAGGCUGCAAGCGUAAGACGAAUGGCGGCUGCCCGGUGUGUAAGCAGCUCAUUGCUCUCUGCUGCUACCAUGCUAAGCACUGUCAGGAGAACAAGUGCCCUGUUCCCUUCUGCCUCAAUAUCAAGCACAAGCUACGUCAGCAGCAGUUGCAACACAGACUGCAGCAGGCGCAGAUGAUGCGAAGACGCAUGGCCACUAUGCAGGGACGAGCCAUGCCUCAGAGCCUACCGUCGCCCCCUGUGUCAACAGCCCCCAGCACACCCACCUCUCAUCAGCAGCCCAACACGCCCCAAACGCCUCAACCACUAUCCAACCAGCCUGCCACGCCCAAUGCAGGCGUCAUGUCCCCCACCUAUCCCAGCGCACCCCGAAACGGGCAGCCCACUCCGCAGGCAUCACAGGGUAAACCAGGCCCGCAGGCUUCCCCAAUACAACAACAGCAGUCUCCGCUCCCCCAACCUCCCCAGCAGCAGUCACCACAACAACCUCCUCAGCAGCAGACUCCGCCACUGGCUGCGGUCAAAAUGGCACAGCACAUAGAGAUGGUCGCACAGGCACAACAUAAUCAGAACUACCGCAUGACCAUGAAUGGUCUAACCAUAAACCACCAGCAGCCACGCAUGCCAGGCCCCAUGCAGCCGCCGAUGCAGCUUGUUGGGCCACGUGGGCAGCAGGUCAUGCAGCAGAUGCCACAAGGACAGUGGCCUGGAGGUCCUCAGGCAGGCAUGCAAGCGGCUCAGCAGCAGGUUGCUCCGCAGCAGACUGUACAGGGGCCGCAGCAGACCAUGCCUUUGCAGAGACCCAUGAUGCAGCAGCAACCGCCACAGCAACGUAUGAUGGUAACCACACAGGGCCAACGACCUCAAGCACCCCCAAGACCCGGAGCCAUCGCCCCCAAUGCAUUGCAGGACCUGCUACGCACCCUGAAGUCGCCCAGCUCGCCCCAACAACAACAGCAAGUCCUAAACAUCCUCAAAUCCAACCCACAACUUAUGGCUGCCUUCAUCAAACAGAGGACAGCGAAAUAUCAUGCUAACCAGCCACAGCAGCAGCAGCAACAACAGCAGCCACAGCAGGGUAUGCAUGUGGUGCAGCCUGCAAUGCAGGGAAUGGCAGCCAUGCAGGGAGUGUCACGGCCUGGCAUGGCCCCCCAGCAGCAACCGCAGCAGCCUACGCCGCAGGGCAUGGCAACUCUUGGUCAGAAUCAGCUCAUAAACCCUGCACACGCCAACAGCCCGCAGCUACAGGAGAUAUACCGCCGUCAGCUUUUACGGCAGCAGCAACAACAGCAGCAGCAGGGAGUGAUGCCGCAGGCACAUGGUCAGUUCCCACAGGCUCAAGGGGCUGCAACCAACUACUCGCAACUACGUAUGCAGCAGCAGCUGGCCAUGCAGGGAGCAGGUGGGCCCAUGGGCCAGCAGGCUCCCAUGGCACAGAUGGGGCAGACCGGGAUUAAUAUGGAUGGCACAUCCAACCUCCUCCAUCAACGCAUGCUCCAGCAGCAGCUUCCGCAACCGCAGACCGUCCUCAAGCCUCAAAUGGGCUCGCCAGCGCAACCAAGUCCCAUGAGCCCACAAGCUCACCUGCUUUCCGGCCAGCCGCAGGGCGCACACCCGCCUGGCCAGCCCAUGGCUAACGCACUCAGCAAUCAGGUGUGCUCGCCAGCACCAGUGCAGUCACCAAGACCACCGUCACAACAACCUCCUCCACAUUCCAGCCCUUCCCCUCAGAUUCAGCCACAGCCAUCGCCACAGCAUGCGCCACCCCACACAGGAUCACCACACCCUGGCCUUGCAAACCCCAUGCCUGGCUCUAUGGAGCAAGGACACCUGGGCACACCAGAGCAGAGUGCCAUGCUCCCGCAGCUUAAUACACCUAACCGUGGAGUGCUGCCCAGUGACUUAGGUAUGGUGGGAGACACAACAGGAGACACGCUGGAGAAAUUUGUGGAGGGAUUGUAGCAUUUUCUGGGAGACUCCACCCACCACAGUCUCCCUGUUCCUCUUUUUUGUGGCUCUGUUGGUUUUUCUCAAAUAGUCUCAAAUUUUUGUACUGACAUGUAAAAAGUUUGAUGAAAUGAAAGAAAAAAAAAUUUAAGUCAACAAGAAUAGGGAAUGUUGAUGUUUACUAAAAAAAAAAAAGACUGAAAUUUCUUCCUUUUAAGAGGGAUUUGAAAAUUGUUGUUUAAAAGAAAUAUAAAUCACAAAGAAUAUAUUUUUUGUUCAGUUUAGACCCAUACGGGGUCAGUGUUUUGUUUUAAAAUUUUGGGAUUGUGUUUUUUUUUUUUUGUUUGGGGGGGGGGGGGGGGGUCUGGUUUCAUGCCCUUUCUUUUUAAGAAAAUUUACAACACUUCAUUAUAUUAUUCAUACCUUUUAUUUUAUACCUUAUCUAACUUUACAGCAUUUUUGUUUUGGAAAACUGUAAAAUAAUUUGUCUGGGAGUUUUGGCCAGAGUUUCUCUGCUCUGUCAUCCUUCCUGGCAAUUGUAUUCUAGUGUUGUACCAUUUUUUCAGACAUACAUUUGGAGUGAUCGCCUCCUGUCCUCAUUGUGAAUGUUUGUAUUGAUAGGAACUGUGCAUACGCAUGUAUGCAGACACGCAGACGCACACAUAUGCAUCACUCAGACAACACAACACCGACCCCAAGAGGACAUGUACACAUUUACAACAUCUCACUGGCCUGGAUCCAGAGGUUCUGUCUUGCAGAUGUAGAAAAUUGUUGCUUUUUGUCCUAAUUUUGUCAUACAGAUAUAUAAAUAUAAAGAGAGAUAGAGAAAGUGGGAGAGAGUGGGGCCCCUAAGCUGAGUGGGAGGAAACAGGUGAUCAGUUGGUUGACUGCUUGUUGGAACACCGAAUGGGUUUUGUUAUCGACCCUCAUUCCUCUAACACAAACUUGAACAGGGGCUCUACUGUUUCCCUUAAUGUAAAUCAAGUUAUUAAGCAAAAUACUAUAAGGAAGAGCGAAUGGAAUCACUGUAUAAACUGGUUGAGAAACGUAUUUCUUAUAUACCAUAUUGUUAAAUAAACUGUGUGCAACAGAUCAAAGUCA
Molecule: messenger RNA, 8959 nt
Organism: Myxocyprinus asiaticus (Chinese sucker)
Lineage: Eukaryota; Metazoa; Chordata; Actinopteri; Cypriniformes; Catostomidae
Product: histone lysine acetyltransferase CREBBP-like
Exons: 31
Coding region: 737-7873 (2378 amino acids)
Biological process (GO): positive regulation of transcription by RNA polymerase II
Cellular component (GO): histone acetyltransferase complex; nucleus; transcription regulator complex
Molecular function (GO): protein binding; histone acetyltransferase activity; zinc ion binding
Source: RefSeq, a predicted model, not a curated record